Salvia splendens (bonfire salvia) is the source of this 2582-nucleotide messenger RNA. Its product is annotated as zinc finger CCCH domain-containing protein ZFN-like. The record is from RefSeq and is a predicted model, not a curated record. Gene Ontology annotation, molecular function: mRNA binding; metal ion binding. The coding region runs from base 193 to 1437 and encodes 414 amino acids. The transcript is spliced from 10 exons. Lineage: Eukaryota; Viridiplantae; Streptophyta; Magnoliopsida; Lamiales; Lamiaceae.
AUAGUGAAUAGUGGGAUUUUUUAUUCUCUCUACCUCCCAUUUUCGCUGCUUUUUUUUCUCGUCAAGCAGCAGUUUUCUCUCUUUCUGUGGAGGAGAGAGAGCGCCGUAUUGCGCCAUUCCUUUUGUUCGCUCUAAAUCUCACUGCUACUCUGGCAGCUCGUGAUGUCAUGUGGAUGCGGGUGGUGAAUUCCUAUGUCGCGAGCUUCCGCUUCCUCCUCUAUGCACCACCAAGAUGUUUUGUGGCCAGUAACCUUGAGAUCAAGGGAACAAAUGGAGUCUGGACCUUAUCCUGUUCGUGAAGGUGAACUGGAUUGUUCAUACUACAUUAGAACAGGAGUGUGCCGAUUUGGGCCUACAUGUCGAUUCAACCACCCCCCCAACAGGAAACUGGCUAUUGCAACAGCAAUGAUGAAAGGUGAAUAUCCAGAAAGGAUAGGACAACCUGAAUGUGAGUAUUAUUUAAAAACGGGGACAUGCAAGUUUGGAGCCACAUGCAAAUUUCACCAUCCUCGAGACAAAGCUGGGAUUACCGGACGAGUUGCCUUAAAUGUUUUGGGAUAUCCACUUUGCCCGAAUGAGACAGAAUGUGCAUAUUAUAUAAGAAAUGGACAGUGCAAAUUCGGGAGCACUUGUAAAUUCCAUCAUCCCCAGCCAUCAAACAUGAUGGUCUCUUUACGUGGUUCUGCUGUAUAUCCUGCAAUUCAUUCUCCUACAACCAAUCAGCUAUCAUAUCCAUUGUCAAGAGCUUCUUUUAUUGCCAGUCCAAGGUGGCAAAGCCCUUCAAGUUAUACACCACUUGUCAUGCAACAGGGAGUGGUAUCUGUCCCUGGAUGGAACACAUACAGUGGUCAACCCAGUUCAGCUCUAUCUUCUGAAAACCAACCCCCUUCAGCAGUAAACAUCCACAAUGAUGGAACGUCACAUCAGGACGACUCUGGAAAUAUUGCAUCUGAGUAUGGUUCUGUACCAAUGGGAUAUUAUGCAUUCCAAAAAGAUAAUGUAUUUCCUGAGAGACCAGGUCAGUCGGAAUGCCAGUUUUAUAUGAAGACUGGGGACUGCAAAUUUGGUGCAGUUUGUAAGUUUCACCAUCCUAAGGAAAGACUGAUUCCUGUUCCUGACUGUCACUUGAGUCCAAUUGGACUUCCUUUACGCCUGGGGGAGCCUGUAUGUGUAUUCUACUCACGAUAUGGUAUCUGCAAGUUUGGUCCGAGCUGCAAGUUUGAUCACCCCAUGACAGUUUUUGCAUACAAUACGCCUGCAUCAUCAUCAACUGACUCCGCAGCCAUUCGCCGUUUUUUGGCCUCUUCACCGGGAACAGUUCCAGCAAAUUUCUCCUCAGAUGGACUCAUGGAUGAAAGCUACACAAACAAUAGGCGGCUUUCCUUGUCAGAGGCUAGACAAAAACCCUCGGGUGACAAUAACACUGACUCAGAGUGAAAAUAUUUCUUCGAAAAGUAAUUGAGUUAUUGCCUUAUAUAAUCUUGGAAGAUAAAUAAAUAACAGCUUCCUGUAAAUUCAUUUCCGUGUCUGGAGAUGUACAGAAUUCAAUUCCAAGUCGAUCUGCUUUUCUGAAGAUGCAGUUCAGUUGACUAGAUUCACUUCUUAAACUUGCUGCUAUGUAUAAAUCUGCAAAUGUUGUCACAUUUGUUAAAGGCAGUAGUGGAUGUUUCCAUUUUUUGACAGCCAUAAUUUUCAUAUGUUUGUAUUACUUUGACAGUCUUCUGAGCAUUUCUUUUUGCAGCAAGGUUUGCCUCUCUCGGCAAUAGUCUUCCCAAAAACAUACAGGGUCAUUCCUUGUGCUAAUAGCUAUUUCUGCUGAUUAUGGUUGAUUUCCUACAUGUUUAGAACGCUUGCAAUGUCCCCUUCAUUUCAUGGUUGGAUGUGAAUGAAUUCUAAUAUAAUCUGAUCAGUCAUAAAGAAAAACCAUGAAAAAAGAUACUAUAUCUGGUUUCCCUAUAAGGGGCAAGUGCCGAGAUAGUUGUUCCAUUUAAAAGCAAUCCAUUGAGAAAGCUAAAGAUCAACGUUUGCUGUGCCAAAACUCAAUCAGGGGUUGACCUAUGCUUAUUUAGGAUCUGUGGUGAAACAGCCAUGGAAACGGUCGAAAGAAAGGGAUGCCUCAUUUAAUUCUUCUAGAGGAGCAAAUAGCAGUUGUCCUUUCUUGUGAGUGCAGGUGAUGAUGAUGGUAGAACUACAAGUCAAUUGAAGGGAAGGGCAUAAACAACACUGACAACAAGCAUGUCUGUAGAUUGUGAGGUGGAAAUUAUUCAAGUUUGGUGCAAUCAGAUGAUACACCAGUUUGUUCUCAUGGAGCAUCUAUAAUAAUCGACACGGAUCUCUAAAUCCUGAAUUUUGCCUAGCAGUAUAGAUGAUUAAAUUUAUGUUCUGAGUUGGAGAAAUUAGAGGUCUGGAACCGCAGAAUCAGAAAAUUUGCCUCCUAUCUAUGAGAAUGUGAGAGUAUGAUAAACAAGAUUUUGGGAGUAGAUAGUGAAAUUAUACCAUAUUGUAAUGCAAAUACAUUUCACACGUCUUAAAUCAUCAAUGAAAGAAAAAGAAAAGUAGUACUACUAGUAUUUAUUUCAAAA